AUGAGUCAACCCUCAAAGAAGAGCAGAGGUGAGAGUUCAUCUAGUGGUGCACCUUCGCUGGUUUCUUCGAGGGUUCCACCGCCCGCACCAGUGGCAGCAGAGUUCACUACCUUCGAGCAGUGUGUCGCAUGCAGGAUCAGCAGGGAACUAGGCGGCGGUGUUGGAAUUGUCAUAAGUUCCAUGGAGGGACGAUGUCGAGAACCGCGCAGAUGUUAUCAGUGUGGACAAGCGGAUCACAUCAGGACGCAGUGUCCACUGUUGACUCGUGGGGACCCUGCUUCAGGACUUAAUCCAGGCCAUCCUACUCAGUCUAGAGGUUCACAACCUGCGGCUCAGGCACAGACCACCGCUACCAGAUCCGUAGCAGCGAGCAACACCCCUCAGUCAGGAGGAGCACGUCCGCAGACUAGAUCUCAAACCAGGAUCUUUGCCCUGACUAAUGAAGAGCCCAAGUGUGAAGCGGACAUGAUCACAGGAGAAGAAGUCUUGGCUCGAGGCAAAGACUUAGCCGAGGAGUAG
Molecule: messenger RNA, 519 nt
Organism: Dioscorea cayenensis subsp. rotundata (Guinea yam)
Lineage: Eukaryota; Viridiplantae; Streptophyta; Magnoliopsida; Dioscoreales; Dioscoreaceae
Exons: 2
Coding region: 1-519 (172 amino acids)
Molecular function (GO): nucleic acid binding; zinc ion binding
Source: RefSeq, a predicted model, not a curated record